Messenger RNA from Temnothorax curvispinosus, 677 nucleotides. RefSeq lists its product as uncharacterized. Bases 60 to 677 code for a protein of 205 amino acids. Lineage: Eukaryota; Metazoa; Arthropoda; Insecta; Hymenoptera; Formicidae. The record is from RefSeq and is a predicted model, not a curated record. The transcript has 2 exons.
GAAUAACAAAUUAUAAUAGGCAAUCCAAUUAAUUUGGAUACAAUUAUAAAAUAUCAAGCAUGAAUGAUAACGUUUUUUGCGAAAAAUCAGUAUCUACUGGAAAAAUGCAUACUGAUGACGAUGUGGCAAAAUGGUCAAUUGUCCACUUUGAAACAGACGAAGACGAAGAUAUUGAAAGUUUCAACGAUCUUAUUCCGUCUUCGUGGAUUACGACGACGGGGACAUUAUGUUGGUAUCCUAUGACUGAACAUCAAGCGACUGUACAGAAAUUAGUAAAACAGUGUGCAAAGGCUAAUUCGGAGUGGAAUUGUUUUGCCAUCAAGACAAUAGAAGAAGACAUUGGGAAGUAUGAUCAGAAAAUGAAAAUGCUGGUCAAAUUUUCCAAAAAUCCUAAUGCCACGCUAUACUCAGAUUUUGAAGAAAAAGGGAAAAGAAAACGAUUGAGAGAACCGAUUAAGUAUUUUGACGAUAAAUCUGACAAUGACAAGAAAAAAAUUAACACAAAAAGACGAAAUAUACAAUCGAUACCACCACUACCAAAAUUAGCGAAUGCGAGCAAUUCGGCGCAGGCAAGUGAGCCUGUCAAAGUGAAUAAAAUGAUAAAAUCGUCAUGCGUAGAUAAAGCUUCAUCUUCAGAUAAUAAUGUAAAAAAGCCAAAACUCUUAUGUCACACAUGA